AUGUUGCUGUCGUGGGGGUUCAACCACCCGGAAAGCCUACCCUUCGCGCAACUUCGGGCGAACCUCGGGCAGGAGCGGUGGGAGGAGCCGGAGGAGGGCCACCACGGAAAGGAGGCAAAGGAGUUCACGGAACAGAAGCUAGCUGAAUUAGACAAUUACGACGAGAUGGUGGAGAGGAUGGAGGGCCUGCAGGAGGAUGUAGAGAACGGGAAGAUGACGAGAGAGGCAUUCGUUGCACUACUCUGGGAAUCAAAUGGGUUUGGAAAAGCCUGA
Messenger RNA from Cladophialophora psammophila CBS 110553, 273 nucleotides. RefSeq lists its product as uncharacterized. The transcript has a single exon. Lineage: Eukaryota; Fungi; Ascomycota; Eurotiomycetes; Chaetothyriales; Herpotrichiellaceae. Bases 1 to 273 code for a protein of 90 amino acids. The record is from RefSeq and is a predicted model, not a curated record.